GAUGCUUAGAACCUGUGAUUCGAUAGACCACGCCAAUAUUACACUCUGCAAUAUCUGCUUUCGUACAUUAGGCACAAAGCAUACAAUGAGUUCAGGGAUCCUCAAUAUCAUGAAGGCAUGGCUGACCUCAAGUCUUCAAGGAGGUACUGGGAUUGUUUUUUUGUUCUGUUGGUGGCAUUGUGCUGAAAGUGGGAAGCUGUUGGUUGUGCCACAGGAUGGAAGUCACUGGCUUAGUAUGCAAGUGGUAGUAGAGAAGCUUGUGCAAAAAGGACAUGAGGUUGUGGUGGUAAUGCCAGAAAACACUUUGCUUAUGCAGACGUCUUCUGAACUUUUUACAGUGAAAACACAUCCAGUGCCUUACACUCAGGAGGAGUCGGACAAACUUCUGAGAUCUCUACGUGAGACUCCUUUUAAAACUCUGCCGUUCCUGAAGACUGUUGUGGAAUUGUAUAUAAAUGUAUCUGAAGUGACUUCCAUGUUUGCUUCUGCUUGUAGGCUUCUUUUACAUGAUACAGAACUAGUCAAAUUUCUCCAACAGAGCAACUUUGAUGCCAUGUUUUCAGACCCUGUGCUGCCUUGUAGUCCAAUCCUUGCAGAAUAUCUGUCCUUGCCUACAAUCUAUUUCUUGCGUGGACUUCCAUGUGCUUUGGAUUACCAAGCUGCUCAAUGUCCAAGACCUCUGUCUUACAUUCCAAGCGAUUUUACAUCUUAUUCAGAUCAUAUGACAUUUAACCAGCGAGUGAAGAAUUUUUUAGUCGGCUUGCUGGAAUUCAUGAUAUGUUAUAUUCUUUAUUCACCAUAUGGAGCUGUGAGCAAGGAAUUCCUGCACCGAGAUAUGACUGUAGCAGAGCUUUAUGGUCAAGCAUCCAUUUGGCUUCUGCGUUAUGACUUUGUUUUUGAGUAUCCCAGGCCUAUCAUGCCCAACAUGGUCUUCAUUGGAGGUAUAAACUGUGCAAGGGAGAGUUCACUAACUGAGGAAUUUGAAGCCAUAGUAAAUGGUUCUGGUGAACAUGGCAUUGUGGUAUUUUCCUUGGGCUCAAUGGUUUCUGAAAUUCCAAUGAAAAAAGCCAUGGAAAUUGCUGAAGCAUUGGGAACCAUACCUCAGACGGUGCUGUGGAGGUAUACAGGAGAAACACCACCCAAUCUUGCGAACAACACAAAGCUUGUUAAGUGGCUUCCACAAAAUGAUCUGCUUGCUCAUCCAAAAGCUAGAGCCUUUAUCACUCAUGCUGGCUCCCAUGGGGUCUAUGAGGGGAUCUGCAAUGCUGUACCCAUGGUGCUGAUGCCACUUUUUGGAGAUCAAAUGGACAAUGCAAAGCGGGUAGAAUCUCGAGGAGCAGGAGUGACUCUGAAUGUAGUUGAAAUGACCUCAAAGGACUUAUCUGAUGCACUGAAGGCUGUCAUUUUUGAUAAAAAGUAUAAAGAGAAUAUCCAGCGUCUAUCAGCCCUCCACCUGGACAGACCCAUCCAACCUAUCGAUCUUGCAGUUCAUUGGGUAGAGUUUGUGAUGAAGCACAAGGGGGCUCCCCAUUUGAGGCCAGCAGCCCAUGACCUCAACUGCAUCCAGUACCACUCUAUUGAUGUCAUUGCAUUCCUCCUAGCUGUAGCACUGCUUGCCCUGUUCAUCUCACUGAAGUGCUGUCUGUUCUGCUGCAGGAAGUGUUUCUGCAAAAGUGGAAGACUGAGCAAGAAAAGCAAAUCAAAAUCCCAGUAAAAUGAGGUGGGGGUGUAGGAGAGGAAGGGAAUUAGAAGGAAAUGGGUCUUGGUCUUGGUCUUGGUGGUCAGAAGGCAGAGGUAGCCAACAUGAUGUCAUCCAUAUAUUUUGGGCUUCAACUUCCAUCAGACCUAGCUGGCAUGGCCAGGGUUGAUAGGAGUUUUAGUCCAUAACAUCUGUUGGGUGCCACGUUGUCUAUCCCUGUCAUAAGGCAUCCUGCAUCAAUCUCAGACUCACACACGAGUUACUCCCGUGCUUACCUGUGCAUACAAAUAAUUUUGGCCAGUGAAGUAAUAAGCAAUCUGAUCCCCAAAGGGCCUGUGAACUUCCAGGCAGAUUCCAGAAUGCUGUAAUUAAUAGAUCUGUUAAGAAAUCGAUUGUGUACAUAAUUGGUCUUGAACUGGUGGGUCAGGACCCACAGAUGGGUUGCGCCACCAUUUUUAGAAAGGAUGUUUUAAGAGGAAGAGAGAAUGAGAAACACAAUGAAAAAGAUCAGAUCACAGAGAAAGAUAGCAGGGCUCCCUUACUUUUAACAACUGAGUAGGAGAGGGAAUUUUGACAAGUGUACCUUCUUAUGCAGGGUUGGAAAAAGCUAUACAUGAGAAUCCCCCCCCCACUUCUUCUUCUUCUCUCUCCAUCUAGUCAAGCCUGGAAAGAGAAGCACAAGGUAUGGCCUUAUAAUGCCAUUAAAGUCUGAGGAGAAGGUGGACCUAUGUUGCUGCUUUGGGUUAAAAGUGGAUCCUAGGCCUAAAAAGGCUGAAGAUUACUGGUGCAUAUUACACAUUCACACAUGUUAGUUGAGCGUAUCUGUAGGAAUGUGGGUUAUUCAUAUCAGUGAAAUUGGCUCCAAGUACAAGUACUUUCAAAAUAUAAAUGCCUUCACAGAUGGCUCUCCCGCCCUUGAAAUUGCAGCAAUGUGCUUCUUGUUCAAUGCUUUGCAUUUUAACAUUAAUUUAGGAAAUUCUGAAAAGAUGUUUAAGGAUGCUUAGUUGCACAAUAGGGACAUUGGUUAAUGGCAUUAGAGCAGGCUUCAGAAUUAUCAUUGUUGUUACAACACAGUUCACGAGGAACACACUGAAUUUUCUUAGGCGUUCCAUAAUAGUGCCGCAGUUUCUGGAUGUCCAUAAGGAGUACUUUUCAGAAGCAUUCUUCAAUGGUUCGAUAAAAGUUGAUGGAAUAAUUGGUGCUGAAAGUGUUUCACAUAAACUGCUUUGCUGGCAUUAUUAUUCCUAUAUUAGAGAUGGUAGCUUCCAUAUCGCCACCUAGUGGCAGAAUGGAACUGGAACUUCACUUUAGCCAUCUUCAGGUCUUUAAAAACAUGCAACAGUUGUGUGAGGGACAAGAGCAGGGCUGUGUUCUCCCUGCACUAAGCCUUCCCGAUGCUGUCUGCAGGUUGAAGGCAUGUCUGCUGCCGGGCAGUCUGCCAAGUGCAUGUAGGCUGUUCCUGGGCACUGGCAGUGAAGGUUUCAGCUCAUGGAGAUGGCCUAUGACCAUUCAGCAGGCUGUCCCAUUGCAAAUGUGUCCUCUGCCCUUAAAGACCAUUAGCGACGGGCCAGCAUGAGCAGAACAGUGGGAGUCAGGUGAGUACACAAAGCCAUACUCCCCUCCAUCACAUAAUUAUCAUUGCUCAUUUUUGAAUGGCUGAAUAGAGCUUUUGUUAACCAUAGCUCACAGACUUGCAGAUGUCAGUGCCAAAGAAACUCCCAUCAGGCCAGCAGCAACUGUUGAAUAGGCUGGCUCCAUCUUGACUAGGUCAGCUACAAGGGGGAAAAAAUCAAGCACAAGUAUUUUUCAGAUAAAUCCUUCUCUUAACUGUAUUUGACAUAUCCUGAAAGGGAGAUUCUCCCCCCCCCCCCAUUUCAAAGCAUUGUGUAGCAAUUACUGUGCAAUGCUAAGUGGAACAAUGAAUUAACUCUGCUGAUCUUUGUAACUGAUGUUUUGCAAAUAAAUCUCAAAUAAUAGUGA
Rhineura floridana is the source of this 3679-nucleotide messenger RNA. Its product is annotated as UDP-glucuronosyltransferase 1A1-like. Gene Ontology annotation, molecular function: UDP-glycosyltransferase activity. The record is from RefSeq and is a predicted model, not a curated record. The transcript is spliced from 6 exons. Lineage: Eukaryota; Metazoa; Chordata; Lepidosauria; Squamata; Rhineuridae. The coding region runs from base 2 to 1714 and encodes 570 amino acids.